UGCCUCCCAUGUCUCUCGAGGAGCAUUUUGGGGGUACGAUUAUCAGAAAUUAAGCUCCCAUACAUAUGAAACAUAUGGACACAGGUAUAUUGCAGUGCUACGUGAUUCCCUAUGCGUGCACAGUGCGAGUGAAAUUCAAGAACGAAUGCCAGUCCAAUAUGCCGGUAGUGACAAGUUCAUUUGCUUCGAGGAAGGAUAAAUCACAGUGAAAAACCAGUUGCGGGAUACGUAAUACAAAACAAUGGAAGUCAUCUACCUAGGGCUGCUCAUGUUCCUGAGCCUUACGAAUGCCCAACGCUUCAAUCUAGCUUUGAAUACAACCGAAGUUGAGGUACACGUGGACGACACGAUCACUAUCCCAUUCUCCCUAACGAUGCCAGAAAGCUACGAAGGUGUCAUUAGCAUGGUGGGAAAAAGCUCAGACAAAAAUAUAGCGACAGUAGAAGUUCCUUGGGCUGCUGCACCUAGAGGACACCCCUGGAACGACAGUAUCAGGGUCAAAGGGAUGAUGUUGGGACUGACCGUCAUCGAAUUGGAUGUUGUCAAUUAUGAUGAUAUAGUUACCACAACCGAAAAACUGACCGUAACAGUGAUCCGUCCAGAGCGUGUAAUAGACACUCUGUUCACAGUCAGCGUAGCGACACUAGUAUCAAUUCUGUACAUAAAUUUUGGCUGUGCAAUGGACUGGUCCGUGUGCAGGGAGACCCUGAGUCGGCCCAUCGGUCCACUCAUUGGUGGAGUCUGCCAAUUCCUCAUAAUGCCACUCCUGGCAUUUGGCAUUGGACGAGUCCUAUUCCCCGACAAUCCCGCGAUGCAAAUUGGUAUUUUUUUCACGGGCAUCAGUCCAAGUGGUGGUGCAUCAAAUAUUUGGACGGUUCUGCUGGGUGGAAAUCUUAAUCUCUCUAUUGCUAUGACUUCUCUGUCUACAUUAGCUUCUUUUGCGACAAUACCUUUCUGGAUUUUCACACUUGGAAAAUACAUUUUCGACAGUGGAAAUCUCAUAAUCCCGUACAAAAGGAUAGCCUACAUAGCAAUCGGCCUCGUGGUACCCGUGGCGAUAGGAUACUUAAUCCAGAAAAAGUUGCCAAGAGUAUCCAGGAUACUGGUACGGUUCAUGAAGCCGUUCGCCGUCAUUCUGAUUCUAUUCAUCGUUACUUUCGCUGUCUUCACAAACUUGUACCUAUUUGAGCUGUUCUCCUGGCAGAUUGUGUUGUCGGGUAUGGGAUUACCCUGGCUAGGUUUUAUUUGCGGUUUGCUGGCGAUGACAAUCUGCCGGCAACCGCAAGCCGACAUUCGUGCGAUUGCGAUUGAGACUGGCAUUCAAAACACAGGAAUUGCUAUUUUUCUGUUGAGAUUCAGCUUGAAGCAGCCGGCUGCGGAUUUGACGACAGUAAUUCCAGUUGCCUGUUCAAUGAUGACACCACUCCCUCUAGGGAUCCUCUGGCUAAUAAAAUUAGUAGUAGAUCGUCGAAAAAAAAAAUACAACUUCAUCUGCAGAAUUCCUUGACUCCCGACGAAUCUCAUUGUCAUUUCCCCGAACAUAUGGACUAUAACGAGCCCUCCUGAGCUGCUACUUAAAAGUGUCGGACUGUAGCGAAAGAGAAAUAAUGGCUGUGUUGCAAAAUGCAUUAAAUUAUACGCGUCUGCCGAUUAAAGUCUGCAAUAUCUGUUUUGAAAUUCGAAAAAUUAUCACUGGUUGAUAUUCUCGUAUUAGAAAUUUUAAACUGGAUAUUUUUCACCGGAUCAACAGUUACCACAAUGGGGAGAUGAACCCAUUCUUUUCGGUUUUCUUUAACCCUGAAAUGGAAAAGUGUAGAAGCUCCCAUUAUCUUCCACUCAUAAACUGAUGCCAUUUUUUCAAUGAUUUGAAUUAUCUCUUUGGGAUGAACUUAAAACUCAUUGGACGAAUUCGACUAUAUUAUCAGCCAUAUGCGACAUUGUUAUUCUGUAGUUCAUCCACCCAAUGUGACAAUCAAAACUGUAAUAAUGUUUAUGGUUUAUCUACUUUGUUGAAGAAGAUACUGUUUUUUAUAUAAAGUUUUUAGAAUGAUCAAA
Diachasma alloeum is the source of this 2055-nucleotide messenger RNA. Its product is annotated as ileal sodium/bile acid cotransporter. Lineage: Eukaryota; Metazoa; Arthropoda; Insecta; Hymenoptera; Braconidae. Bases 242 to 1507 code for a protein of 421 amino acids. The transcript is spliced from 8 exons. Gene Ontology annotation, cellular component: membrane. The record is from RefSeq and is a predicted model, not a curated record.